This is a messenger RNA of Mesitornis unicolor (brown roatelo), 323 nucleotides long. RefSeq names its product non-SMC condensin II complex, subunit H2 (gene NCAPH2). The annotation marks the transcript as partial. The transcript is spliced from 4 exons. NCBI's taxonomy places the organism in Eukaryota, Metazoa, Chordata, Aves, Mesitornithiformes, Mesitornithidae. The record is from RefSeq and is a predicted model, not a curated record. Gene Ontology annotation, molecular function: chromatin binding. Gene Ontology annotation, biological process: mitotic sister chromatid separation; meiotic chromosome condensation. Gene Ontology annotation, cellular component: nucleus; condensin complex.
AUGGCCAUGGAGGACGUGGAGUCGCGCUUCCUGCACCUCCUGCAGCCCAUCCGAGACCUCACCAAGAACUGGGAGGUGGAUGUGGCCACGCAGCUCGGGGAGUACCUGGAGGAGCUGGAGCAGGUCUGCGUCUCCUUCGACAACGGCAAAACCACCAUGAACUUCAUCGAAGCGGCUCUGGUGAUCCAGGGCUCUGCCUGUGUCUACAGCAGGAAGCAGUGGGAGCUGCUGCAGGAGCACAGGGCUGAGGAUGAGAGGCAGGCGAAGGUGGAGUACCUGUACGCGCUGGUCUACCAGACCCUGGACCUCAUCUCCAACAAGAA